GUGUGUUACAAAACGAAAGAUGCUACACACUGUCUAUAUUACGAAGAAAUAUGAAGAGAGAUUCUAUAUACAUCAAUGAAACAUGCAAAUAAAUAAUUGUAUACGCAGACAUUAAUACAAAUAUAAUUUCGUCUCUCUCUCUCUCUUUUCCUAGCUCUAUCGGUAGAAGUUUCACCACAAUUUCAACAUGGACACCAUGUUACCCAACGGCCCCCUUCAAGUUGUCUUCUCCUUCGACACCACGGGGUCCAUGUCUGGCGCCAUCGCCGAAGUGCGAGGCCGCAUCUCUGACAUGUUGCAACGACUUCAGUCAGACAUCCCCGGCGUCACAACAGCCGUUGUCGCUCACGGCGACUACUGUGACGCCGACAGUUUGUACCUGACCAAGCACAUCGACUUCAGCAACAACCUGCCCGAGUUGGUCGACUUCGUCAACAAUGUGAGUACCACUGGCGGUGGAGACACUCCCGAGGCGUAUGAGGUGAUGUUGAGACUAGUCAGACGAACUCUGGGGUGGCAGACGGGAUCUCAGCGUGUCCUGGUUGUCAUCGGCGACGCCUACCCCCAUCCGCCAAACGAUAAGCAAAACAAGGAGCACAUUGACUGGGAAGAGGAAACCACCCUCCUUGCUGGAAUGGGUGUUCGCAUUUACGGAGUUCAGGUUAAUUCAGACAAAACGUCUACAAAUUUUUUCCGCACUAUGGCGAACAUAACUGGUGGUCAGCAUCUCAAAUUGUCUGAGUUCUCGACUUUGUGCGAUGCCAUCAUGGCUAUCUGCUACCGUGAGAAGGGUGCAGAGUUCCUGCAGAACUGGGAAGCGGAAGUACGUGCCCGUGACGGCCGGAAGUCACUGCACAGUGACCUGGAUGGGGUUUUCGGAACCCUCCGCAGGGCAGAUUCUAAUGCCUCCGCGACUGACAUAGCAAAAGUCAUCUUCACGAAGGCCACACCUGUCAAGGCUACCACAGGUGUCAAAAAAGCCAACAGUAGAGCGAGAAAAAUGUCUCACAAAGUCGGAAAGACCGCGAGCAAGCCUUCCAAAAAGCCAAGAGCGAAAUCCUUUGCCAGUAAGUCGAAUUCCAGUCCUACAUUCCGCAAGAUGAUUCGCGAAAAAGUUCCCAAUACCAACUUCCGAUUCAACAGCCUCAAGUGGUCGUCAUGGAAACUGGCCGUUGUACCCAAGGGGUUAGAGGUGGCGUCAGGACAGUGGCGAGACUGUCUGGGUGGGAUGGCACGUGCGCGAGCAGACUCACUGGUGGACGGACACAAGAAAGGACAGGCGGCUGUCAUGCUUGAGAUGGCGGUGCAAACACGAGCCGGCGCUCGACGUCACGUGAUGUGGGGUCGCGUGCGGCCCUUGUCAACUAGUGGACUGUCCGUGACCCGCCUGUUGGCCAGCCGGGAAGUCCGUCUUCAGGUUGAGAAGGUCGUACGCGACGGCUGCCGGGUGUGGGUGAGGGUGGCCGUACUCAGCAGACGACAGCCUGUCGCUGAAGUCAGACGACAACUGGUGACAGUGUAUGAUUACGCCUGGGGCUCACUCAAAACUGGGUGCGUGAGGGAUGUGUGGGCGCCCAACGGCAAACCAUCUCACAAGAUUCUGAUAGCAGCAAGCGCCGCCUCUUAGUGAAGAAAGUGUCUUACAAUUAUUACCGGAGGAGACAAAAUGUCUUCAAUGCAAGAUGACAAUUAUCUAAUCCAACAUCUUGCCCUAUAGAGGCUUGAAGGAUAACUAUCGUCACCACAGUAAUAUAACGCUUUUGUUGCUGUAUGAAUAAGUUAAGAUUGUGAUAAGAUGUUCUUUCUUCUUGGAUAAGACAGACAUCUCCUGAUACAACUCGUUAAUCAGAUCACCUGGACAAUUCUGAUCGGUGUAUCUGUACACUGUCAAGAUAACAUUGCGAAAGUAUCGAGCACUCGGACGUGGAUAUGUGUGUGUGUGUGUGUGAGACAGAGAGAGAGAGCUGUAAAUAUGCAUUAUUAAAUUGUAAAUACACUUUGAUGGGUACAGUCAUUAAAAAAUGCUCAUUUCUUUCGAAAUAUCUUGUGUUUUUUAAAGGUUGAGUUUCACAGCUUUAAAAUUCGUUGUUCAUCUUGCUCCCUUUUUUAAGUUCUCAUGCAUUUGAUGUCGUUUGCUUAAAUACUUUUAGUGAUGCAAACUAUACACAGCAAACAAUUAAACUAUUUAUU
Molecule: messenger RNA, 2190 nt
Organism: Pomacea canaliculata
Lineage: Eukaryota; Metazoa; Mollusca; Gastropoda; Architaenioglossa; Ampullariidae
Exons: 4
Coding region: 188-1627 (479 amino acids)
Source: RefSeq, a predicted model, not a curated record